This is a messenger RNA of Ctenocephalides felis (cat flea), 345 nucleotides long. RefSeq names its product proline-rich nuclear receptor coactivator 2 A. The coding region runs from base 1 to 345 and encodes 114 amino acids. The transcript has a single exon. The record is from RefSeq and is a predicted model, not a curated record. Gene Ontology annotation, cellular component: nucleus. Lineage: Eukaryota; Metazoa; Arthropoda; Insecta; Siphonaptera; Pulicidae.
AUGACGAAUUCUCACAGUCGCGCCGGAGCCACCGCCACGGCGACUCCGGGUCGCAGGGGGGCGCCGCGCAACAACAAGUCGCCCGGACAGACGUACUUCAAUAGCUUCGUGACGCCGCCGAGGGGCUCCCACUGCAGCAAGACCAGCGGCGACUUCCAGCCGAGCAGCGCUCACCGCCUGUCGCCGGGGGCCCUCGAGCGUUUCGCCGCCAGCAAGUGGGGCGAAGCGCCCGCACCGGCGUCGCUGCCCAGGCCGCCCGUGCACUGGAGACUCUACAUGAGCAAUAAAGGUACGACCGACGAUUUUUCCAACAAUCUAAAGUUGCUAUUGAACGUACAAGCCUAA